Molecule: messenger RNA, 882 nt
Organism: Saccostrea cuccullata (small rock oyster)
Lineage: Eukaryota; Metazoa; Mollusca; Bivalvia; Ostreida; Ostreidae
Exons: 5
Coding region: 1-843 (280 amino acids)
Source: RefSeq, a predicted model, not a curated record
AUGCUGGGGAAUGUAUUGUCGGGUCCGGCAUGGGAUUCUUUUGUACCAUCAAACUGUUUUGCGAAUUAUACCUUCUACGACACAGAAGAUUUUAGUAUUUGUUUAAAGUACUACUCAGAAUUUCGGACUUACGAGAAAGCCCGUCAGAAUUGUCAAGAUGAGGGAGGAGAUCUCGUCAAAAUCGAUUCUAAGAGGAAAUAUGAAAUCUACAAAAUGUAUUUGGAACCAUUUAGAGCGUUUGGAGAGUUUAUAACCUGGGUCCAAGCCGUAUUAGAAAGCGGAACUUGGAAAUUUCAUGAUGGAACAUCGAUCCCGAUGGAAGGGGUUUGUGAGAUUCAAAAUUCAAAUAAUCCUGGAGAAAACAAUAUGAGAACAAAAAGCAAAAAUGGAUUUAUCUGCUCUGAUAUGCCUGGGAGCGUUGAAAACGGUUACGUCUCACACUGUCCAUCUACUUAUGUCAUGUAUGACUACACACAUUACAAUAUUUGCCUGCGAUACCUAUCGAUAUCAGCUAAUUACACAGAGGCUGUAGGAAACUGUCAAGCCGAUGGUGGAGAUUUAGUUAAAAUUGAUUCCUCUCACAAGUACGACAUCUUAAAAGGCCACAUAGGACGAUUUGCUGCUGACGAUUCAAGCCAGAUGUGGGUACAGGGUGUAGAGAUCAAUGAUCGGUGGAUAUUCCAUGAUGGCACACUGAUGCCGAAUAUAUGUCCUCUUUUUGAAUCUAACGCGUCGGGAGAGAUCCAUUUAACGUCGUACGUUUACUACAACUUUUCCUGUUACGAUUCUUCCCCCUCAUCAGAGCAUCAUUAUGUUUGUGAAAUCUAUCGAGUAUUUCCUUAAUUUGAUAGUUUAGUGAUGAACUGGACUGAAGAAUCUUAA